Saprolegnia diclina VS20 is the source of this 664-nucleotide messenger RNA. RefSeq lists its product as hypothetical. The transcript is spliced from 2 exons. The record is from RefSeq and is a predicted model, not a curated record. NCBI's taxonomy places the organism in Eukaryota, Oomycota, Saprolegniomycetes, Saprolegniales, Saprolegniaceae. The coding region runs from base 1 to 627 and encodes 208 amino acids.
AUGCAUCGGCGCAAGAACGUCUGCCACAGCCUCGUGCGCGACGACGACGACGCGGAGAUACUGACGACGACGCGUCACUCGGGCAAUCUGAGUCCGCAAGAACGUGCGGCAUCGGCGGCGACGCACACUGUGUCGCCGUACCAUCUGCGCGACGAAGCGGCGCACUGGAAAACACUCCACGAGCUCCAGGCCCGCGCUUGCACCGCGCGCCAGCUUGCGGCCCUCGAACGACCGACGACCGCUGUGUAUGUACGCCCGUCGACAUCGGCGCGUCACCGCCUCGAGUCGGCGUGGUCCUUCUACGACUCGAUGCAGCAUGCCCAGAGCGAGAUGGCCACCGCCGCCGUCACCUGUCCCCGCGUCCUCUUGGACGAGCUGGCUCGCUUCCAAAAACUCGCCGACGUCUUCCGGCACGUUGCUGGCCAUGAGACCCGGCUGAUGCACCGAGACGAGCUCUUGCUAAGCGCGGCCAAGUUCAACUUUCGUAUUUCCGAGAGCGAAGCGACUGUGUUGCUUGCUUUUCUCAACAGCCAGAGGCCCGCCGACGCCAUGCAUGCGGCCACAGAGGCCCACACGACGCCGCAGAGCCCACGCCGACGCCUCGCCCGCGCGCCCAUGCAGCCGUAGCGUGAUUACAUAAUGACAUGGUCUUUGUGGUCUCUCU